This is a messenger RNA of Anas platyrhynchos (mallard), 6437 nucleotides long. The record is from RefSeq and is a predicted model, not a curated record. NCBI's taxonomy places the organism in Eukaryota, Metazoa, Chordata, Aves, Anseriformes, Anatidae.
UGGGGACCUGGAAUUCAAAGCACUGGGUGAAGCAUCUACUACUGUAUGUAAAGGCAGCACUUCCUGAACACCUCAAGGGUGUUAAACAGUUUAUUAGUAGCCCAGGAGAAAAGCCAAGGGGAAAGGCUGCAGUCAGACACAACUUUCUGGUGCCUGUGAGGGUCACUUGCCAAAUGUUGAACCUAAAGAAAGAGCAUUCAGAUGCAAAAAUAAUUUUCAUCUGUCUGGUCUGCAUAACUUGCAAUUCUGGAAGAGGUUACAAAGCAGCCUACAUCCAGGAACACCACAGCAGUUCCCUGGUCUGCCACUUUUAAACUGUCCCCUCUAAGGUGCCCAAAAUCCUGAAGGUCCUACUUUGCAGCAUCCAUUUCUGCUCUGUGUACCAUCUCUAAAGACUAACAACUCCAUUGGAUUGCAAGGAGGGUUCCUGUGCUAGAGGUACACAUACAAACCUAAUUCUCCUUCAAUUGUUUUCAUGGAUGACUUUUUUUUCCUUUUAAUGCAUAUGAAAUAUACUCAUACUUGGUUUAUUUUACAGCCUGGUGUAAUUCUACAGCAGGUGUGGAAAGGGUAUAGCUGUAUUAGAAGACUAAGAUAUAGUGGCAGGAAAAAUAUGCAAAGGUGAAGCUUCCCCAAGAAAAGCCAAAUCAUUCCAAAGCCAAUGGGAUGUCAGGAAUAGGAAAUAGAUCUCAAUUUAAGCGCAUCAUACAGUAUCCAAGUCACAUGAAAGUCUCAAGCAAGGCAGCAGUAUUUUCACCUGGGCGUAUCUCUGCUUUAACACAGAAAACAAAACAAAACAAAAAAUCCACUUCAGUUGUAAAUUUCUCCAUACACCCUGUAAGUGUUUCAGCACAGUGUUUAACAUCCCACUGCUCACCAAAACCUAAGCCAUUUCAUAUUUUUCACUCAAGUACCUAAACCAAGGCUCCCCACAUCUCUAAUUGUCUUUGAAAGGGGAAAGAUGCGCCACUGAGAACCCACGUGCCUUACUCCCCACACCCAACUCUCUCCCACUCCAUGUUCAAUCAUCACCCAUUGCUCCUUGGAGGGAAGGUAAGAUAUCAUGAUCCAGAUUCUCUCAAAAAUAUUUUGUAUUGUGUGUUAACAUUUCCUUAGGACAUACAAAAUUAUCCUUCAUCUGGGCAAGUGCCGUUCUUCACAGUAUAUCUCAAUGAGUAUGCUUCAACCACUUGUAUUUUGACUUUCAGACAACUUGUAAUUCCAGACAGCCAUGAAGAUCCCUGUAAAGCAAAUUUAAGCUAAUGGCACAUGCUGCUUUGUUACUUCUUAGAAGUAGCCAUGACCUGCCACAGAUCUGCAGAACAUAGCUGAAAAUUAGAUGCUUAAAUAGUCUAUGUGUACUGCUUUGCAUUUUCUUUGUCAGUCUUUUGUAAAUUGGUGUCUCCUCUGGUAUUUAUAAAAAAUUGCAGUAUUUUCCUUGGCAAAUUAAGCAUCAUGAGGCGGAGAUUAAGUUAAUGUAAAUUGAAGAACAGGAUUCCACACCACCCUUUAUCCAUCCAUUAUCAUGGAAACACCCACGUGGAUUUGCUGCUGAUCUUUGCCUGACAGUGUGACCCUGAUCCCUUGAUGCACCAGAGGCCACGAGGUCAUCAUAUAGGGGUCCAUCACAUUACGUCAGACCCCUUUGCUGAUGCAACAAAGGGUGACGACUUACUCCCAGCAGGGACUGAGGAUUACAUUCAUAUAAGGAUCCAACAGCGAAACGGAAGAAAGACACUAACAACUGUUCAGGGAAUUGCAGAUGACUAUGACAAGAAGAAACUUGUGAAAGCCUUCAAAAAGAAAUUUGCUUGUAAUGGUACUGUGAUUGAACAUCCUGAAUACGGUGAAGUUAUCCAGCUUCAAGGUGACCAGAGGAAGAAUAUUUGCCAAUUCCUUUUGGAGAUUGGCAUUGUCAAGGAAGAACAACUGAAAGUUCAUGGUUUCUAAAAUACCUGUACUCCUGUGAAGAAUCCUGCAGUAUUUGGUCUUACCUAGCCUGGCUCUUCUGUGAAAAAUGAAUCUUUGCAGUGAAUGGACUUCCCUGUUACCUGAAUGUUUAAAAUCUGGUUCAGAUUUGUAUGACUGUGUGAAAUGUAUGGUAUGUAGACUAGAAACACAUAAGAAAACUUCAGUAAGGUGGUAAUGAAGACAAUUGUGAACUUCAGCACAUUUCCAAUGGAAAUGUUUUAGUGAUGAUUGUUCAGUUUUACUCUUCAUCUGACUUACCUGCGUGGGUUGUCUUAAAAUAGUAUGUAUUGCUUAAAAAAUAUAAGUUUAUUCAUGUAUUUUCUGGAAUAUCUUGAAAUGCUUGAGCUUAAGUAUAAAACUAGUAUAGUAGCCUUGCUACAGGAUGGCUAAAACUGAUUUGUGGCAAGUACAUCUCACUGCUUAUUGAAUAAAUUGGCAAAUCUAUGUGAUGAAGUAUUAGCUAAUUAGUAGACUAGCUUGAUGCGAUCAUAUGCUGUAGCGGUAAAACGAGAGCUUUAAGUCUCUUGUGUAGGCAUAUCUAGGUAGCAGUGUAGUAAGACAUUGUUUGCUGAGUAACUGAGUCUUCUUUCCGAAACUUACUACAGUGACUGUGUAGUAGUGGUGUUAAGUAUAAUAGGACUAACAUAAGCUGAAAUACUUAAAGCCGCUGUUACUGAGAGCAUGUUAAACAUCUAGGUCUUAGAUGCUACUGCCAAAAGAUUUGAAGGAAGUACAUAGAAUUUUGUAUCUCUUCUGCUAGUGAGUGAAGGAGAAAGAUCUUGAAUUGGCUUCUGCAAUGACUGAGCAUUUAAUGUUGGCAAGUACAAUACUUUAAUUAGCUGGUAGUGUUAGUUGCAGAAGUAAAGGAGGGAACAGGCUCCACACUAAAGUUUUUUCCAAGUUUGAAAAGCCUUACUGUGAUUAAUGGUUAACAUGGAGAUUUAUUGCUGUGGGGUUUGGGUGUUAUUACAGAAAGAUGAUUUGGGCUACUUUUCUAGCAAGUAAUUAAUUUGGUGUUAUUUGAAGUUAUAAUACUUUUUAAACCAAGCUCCUCAUCUAAUUUUAGUUAGCUGUCAGUGUUUGGUAUUCUUGCAAGAUAAGACUCUUAACAGAAUGAAAUGAUUUUUACCUGGUCAAACAUGAGGCUGCUUUCUUCAUUGUGAGGUAGACAUGGAAAUUUUCUCUGAAACAGCUGAAACAACACUGAGCUGGCAAACCAUAAGAAUAGUGGGGAGUUCUUUAUUUAUUUAUGUAUUUAUUUAUUUUUAAUUAAAAAAAAAAAAAAGCCUUGUAGUGUCAUGUAUUCCUUGUAAAGGAAGAAAGAUUUCUCUACUACUGAAACUUAUUGGCAGCUUAUUCAGGAAAAAUGUGACUACCUAAGUAGUCAGGAAAUGUGCAAAACAUUAGUUUUUACUGCCUGUAUCCAUACUCUUUCAAGUUCAGAGACUUGCCUUUCUAGACAAAUGCUAAAUUUUAACUCAUUUUAAUUCAUUUAAUUAAUUUAGAUAUGAAAUCUUAUGUCGCUAACAACAAUUAGAGAACCAUUAUAGAGCAUUCAUAUGACAACUUUGUACUCUUGUCUAGGUAAUUCUACUUGUAAGAAUCCAGUGUCCAGUCACUCCACAAUUUUUUCCUGGUGUUACAGUUUGUACUGUUCCAGAAGCGGGGUGUUCGAGAAAACAGUAAACUCUUAAGGUAUAAUGUACUCAGGAUGAGGAAGGAAAGCAAAACAAAAUGUCAGCGCACACAACUGAAAUCUUAUGCUAGUCUUAACACAUUAGUAGAAUCAAGUCAUUGUACCACAGGUUUGCCUAGUCCAGAUUCAUGAGUAUUAAAAUGAUUAAUCCUUUGGGGAUACAUAGCACUUACUGAUCUCCAUUUUAUCAAAUACCAGAAAGACACUUAAAGCUUGUUCCCCUGCCCAAAAGAAAAAAAAAAAAAAAAAAGCAGUAGUCUGCUAUUUCAGUGUUACUACAUGAAUUCUUCUAGUGGGUUUUUGAGCUGGAGAUUAACGAAUUAUUAACAAGUCUCACAUGUUACCGAGUCAGUCUUCAUUUCAGAUGAUGUUCCAUUAACUUACUGCUGAAGCUUGAGUCAUUUCUCUGUAGUCAUUCUACUUGAAAUAAGAAAAAAAAAAAAAACUUUCCCUUCAUUUGAAAGUCCUUUCUGAUAGGAGGAAUCUUGAGUUGAUAGGGAGCUUGAUUUUUGUGCUGUAGUGGUAGGGUUUUGUGUUUUGACUUUGAAGGUCAAAAUUGAGAGAACAAGCAGUACAUUUUGAGUUUAAAUAGAUGGGAUUUGUGGCAGUGAACAAAACCUCAUCUUUUAGAGGGGUAAAGAGAAACUUGUAUGUUUUUUAAAUAAGAGUAGUGUCUUGAGAUUGGGCUCAAGGUUAGUUAUAAAUCUGCAUUUUACAGAGGAAAAGCCUCUACAGUUUCAUAUUCUAUUGUGUAAUACUAGAAAUUCUUUCUCAGAGCUCAGCCUAUUUGAAAUACAGGCUGAUGUUUCAAGAAUGCUGAAAAACACGGGACUUCAGAAAAGAAUUAAUGCAAUACAUGAUUCCAUGGUGAAGGCGGUUUUCAAACUUUUCACAUAUUUCAAAAUAAGUUAGAAAAUAAGAUAGUGUGUCACCCAUAAUAUUUGAGACAGGAAAAGGGAGCUAGUAAUAGAAAAUACUUCUAAAACCCAGUGAUAAGGAUUGAGAGUGUGCAAGCUUGGAUGACAAAGUGGUUGUUUCUUUUUGUUGGCAUGUGUACUCCAAAUCUCCAGCACUGCCUGAAUGAUAUUUAGGCUUAAUCACUAGCUCUGGUUGUGUGAAUGGAUUGUUGUUUCAAAUUCAUAGCCUUGAUUUACAUAGGUAUGUUAGGCUUUUGCAGCUGGCUUUCAGCUAAUAAACUGGAGUAAGCUGUUGCAUCAAUUUGAAUUGUCUUUUUAGAGCCUAUUUAAUGCAGCUGUGAGCAAUGAGACAAUUGCUUCUCAAACUGGCAGCAGUCAGUACUUGUAGCAGAUGAGAUGUGGUGACUUAAGUAUGUAAACUUUCUAGUUGUGUAAAUUAUCAGAGACUUGACCACCUGUGGUCUGCCAAAUUGUACACGUUCUUUGCAAAAAAAAAAAAAGAAAAAAGAAAAAAGCAUUUUAUUCUGGUGAACUCCUGGGGGCAGGGGCUGGGGGGAGGUGGGGGAGAAGAGUGGAAAAACUUAGUAGGACUUAAGUUUGUCUUAAAUCUGCUUUAUUAACUUAGAUUCUCCUGGACUGAAUGACCACUAACAUUGCCAUUCCUGUUUGUGUAUCUUUAAAAGCUGUAAUUAAACUUCCUUGAGAGCUUGGUUCUAAAUUUAUCUAAGCCCAUUAUAAAACUUGAAAUCAUGAACCCUUGUUGAAGCUUAAGUUUUAAAUAUUAAACAAAAAUCAGUUCUGCAUUUAUCCUAUUCUGUCAACCUGAUUACAAUCAGUUUGCAGUUGCCCUAAAGAUGCAUAAUGUACUCAGAAACCUUCCAGUAAGGAGAGAUUAUGUAGGCAGCGUACACUGCUGUAAAACCAUACCCUGUUUAUAGCCUGUGUAAGAGCUUACCUAACGUGCUGCGAUGUUGCAGACUGUACUAUUCUAAUCUUACAGUAUAGGGCAGAAGAGAUUAUUUGAGUUUUAGACAGCAAUUCUUUCCCUUAAUCCUCCUGGAUGGCUUUAGUGUACAGAAUUUGUGUGACACCCUUGGUUAAAGUGGCUCAGUGGCAUUAUGUGGAAGUGUGCAUGAGAUUGGUAUUUAGCAAGUUAAAGAACAUGACGGGCCUUUUAUAGAUUAAUUUGGGGAACAGUUCAGACUACUGUUGCUUUUCAUGUGUUUGGGGUUGAUUUACAGGGUCACUCAAUGUUGCUCUACUGUGCUGCUGUUGCUAGCAAAAUGGAAAUGUUCUUAGAGGGUUAUGUGUAUUAUUGCAGUAAGGAUCUGCCAUCCUCCAAAGACUCUCCAUACAUCUUUAUUUGGUGUAGUCAGGAGCAUGUCCCAAAUGCACAGCAACAUAGAAGUUGCCAGACCAAAAAUUCUUAAGAUGAAUAUUUUCUUGUUUCCUUUCUGGAUGCUCCAUGCCUACUGUUUUCCAGUUGAUACAAAAAAAUAUCAAACCAGGAUUUAUACUUUUUGGCGUGCAUUAAUUUUUGUUACAUGCCUGUGAUAGAUCUCUUUAUGAACAAGUCUUAAACUGCAUUGCUAGAGAGUUGAUACAACAUUCUUUUGAAAUAAAAUAUACCAACGUUGUUUUAUGUAUGUUUUUCUAAAGCAAAUGUAAUUUUAUGCUAAGAAGUUCUGUGGGUUUUUUUGGUUUUUUUUGGUGGAAGUUAGAAGUGUAACUUAAUGGUGAUGUAUGUGAUCCUCUUGUAAUUAACCAUCUGAUUACUUCAAGAGAUAUUAUUUCUUCUUUUAAAUUUCUGCCAUAAGCCAUGUUAACUGACUUAAUAAAUACUGUGACUUGUU